Messenger RNA from Betta splendens (Siamese fighting fish), 2845 nucleotides. It is a transcript of the gene fgf21, whose product is annotated as fibroblast growth factor 21. Gene Ontology annotation, biological process: regulation of cell migration; fibroblast growth factor receptor signaling pathway; cell differentiation. Bases 1503 to 2117 code for a protein of 204 amino acids. The record is from RefSeq and is a predicted model, not a curated record. Gene Ontology annotation, molecular function: fibroblast growth factor receptor binding; growth factor activity. Gene Ontology annotation, cellular component: cytoplasm. The transcript is spliced from 4 exons. NCBI's taxonomy places the organism in Eukaryota, Metazoa, Chordata, Actinopteri, Anabantiformes, Osphronemidae.
GUGUUUUAUUCGCUUUUCCUACUGCAACACUGUCUGUCUAGUGGUGCUGGGUUUUCGUGAGCCCAGUGAGCGUCAGGAACUAAAUACUGGUGUACAGUAUGUGUGUGUGUGUGUGUGUGUGUGUGUGUGUGUGUGUGUGUGUGUGUGUGUGUGUGUGUGUGUGUGUGUGUGUGUGUGUGUGUGUGAGUGGGGGGUUUUCCCGUAAACCUCAGAGCCUUCACAAAUCAAAACCAACAAUUUACAGGAAACUUACACAAGGAGGGGAUCACGGUUCUGUGAUGAAAAAGCACAAAUGGUGCAGAGUCUUCAGGCACCAGAAGCAGGAGGAGCACAAGCACAUCAAGGAUGCCCAUAAAUCCCACUCGUUCUUUUGUCACAGAUCCCUCACAUGUUAAACUCAACUACAAAGCAGCUGCUUCACAAACGCGGGGGAACCACGCAGCAAAGCCAGGUCUGCUGAGAAGUCAUCAACGUCUCUCCAGCACAUAAACAUGACCUGGAGGAGCCGCCUCCACAGUCAUCAGCAUGGUGGAGGAUUCAGGACAGCACCAUCUCCUGGAUGAAGUACUGUAUAUAUAGAAUGCUUUUACAUUUUCAUACAUGAGGGGAUUCCUUUACAUUCAGAGGGUCAGAGUGAGUCACCAGCGCUUAUAUAAUGGACCUCACGGGUCAAUUUGGCCUUUUAGCUGCAUCACGCUGAAAGCUGCAUUUCCCCGUGAGGCCCCAUCAUUCUUUCUUACCAAGUUCACGGGCCGACGUGCCGGCGCUCCGGUGACUGCACAGCUGCGCUGGCGUAAACAUCUGUCCGUCCCCCGCCGGUAAAUCAGUCUCACCCUCGUUCCCCCAAUUGAGGCGCGCACCCUCACAUGUCAAAUGAGAUCAACAUCAUAAAAAAACGAAACAGCAAAUCGCUCAAACUGCUUGAACGUAUUUAGAUGACGCAUUGACGUGUGUUUAGAUUUUCUCUUCUUCCAGUGAUGAAAUGUGUAUUUUUUCAGGAGAGGCCCAACAGGAAGCGCAUCCUGCUUUACUGUCAGUGGGGCUCAUCUUUGUUCGUCUGUCAUUAUGAAUAAAUCACAACACAGUUGGAAGAGAAAGUAACUCAGUGAUAUUAGACAUAGCCAGCGCUCAUUGUACGUAAACACCCUGAAAUAAGAGUUUGCCUUGAAAUCAUAACAUCUGACGACGUGGGCGUUUAAAACUCCCACUUUACGAGCAGCUCCUGCCGUAAACAAUGCGGAAGAAGCCCAUACAUAGUGAGGGCACAGGUCUUCUUCUCCUCAGCACUUCAAUUAUGAUGAAAUGUGUGACUCAUACAUUACCCCAUGCAGGAGGACGUCCCUCUCCUAACCCCCUAUAAAGGCCACCAAACAUGCUCCUGUUUAGAAGCUGAUCGCAAAGAUCCAUCUUGAACAUUUUUAUUUAAUUAUUUAUUUUUUUUUAAACCCUUUAUUUAUUCUUUAUUUUCUCAUCUCUGAAGAACUUUGUGAUUAUUUUCCCCAAUGUUUUUACGCACUAAAUCCCUCUUCCUCUGCCUGGCGUCUGUUCUCUGGAUCAUUCCUCUCUCGCUGUCGUUUUAUCUCCCCGACGCGAAUCCACUUUUAUCCUUUAACAGUCAAGUCAGGGAACGGCACCUCUACACAGACAACCACAGAAGAGGGAUGUACCUGCAGAUGACCCUGGAUGGCAGAGUGUCAGGAAGUGAUGCUCAGACCUCUUACAGCGUGCUGGAGCUCAAAUCAGUCAAACCAGGACACGUGGUCAUCGUGGGGAAGUCGUCGUCUCUGUUCCUCUGCGUGGACGACGCCGGCCGUCUGAGGGGACAGGGGCUCUACGCUGAGGCCGACUGCACCUUCAGAGAACUGCUGCUGGCAGACGGAUACACCCGCUUCCUCUCCUCCCACCACGGGUUUCCUGUGUCUCUGGCAUCCAGACAGUCCCCGGAUCGACCCGCGGUGCCCUUCACUCGAUUCCUGCCCAUUAGGAAUACGCUGAUGGAGGAGGACGACUCGGAGCGAGCAGCAGGCAGUCAGAAGCAUUUCAACAUGGACUCUGAUGACCUUCUUGGAAUGGGCUUAGACUCCAUGGUCAGUCCACAGUUUUCAGUGGACCAAUAAAGAAGAAUUGCACAGAUCCUGUAUCAUCAAGGAGAAACCUGGUCUUUUUGGUUGUUAUCACAAUAUUAUGUUAUUUAUCUAAUUUAUUUAUUGUGUGAUGUUUGUCUAAUAAUUAUUUAUUGCUAUUUGAUAAUGAAUUAAUGUCUGAGUCAGGACUGUUGCCCCAUCGUGUUCAUUUUAUUAUUUGAGGCUUCUGGGUUUUUUUUUUAUUUUAUAAAUUGUCUGUUUCUGGAAAGUCCAACAAGUUUGUGUUUGUGCUACUGAACUGGGUUUUUCAGAUAAAAAAUAAACAGGAUAUCAAGGUCAACCGAGUUUGUUUAAGUCCAUCACACACACGACACGAGUAAUCUGAUGUAACAGACAGAGCAGGAAGGACUUUGCCAAACGAGAAGCUCCCACGUUGGGGUUUGUGGAGAGCGGGAGCGCCCCCUAGCGGCCAACGAUGAGUAAGCAACGAUGGAAAGUAGGUCAAGCUACCUGCAGUAUUAUGUCCUGUACGAGGUGAGCUUGAAACUGAACCCCUGGUUUGAUUGCUGGAAAAAUUAUUUACAGAAUGCUUUAUGCAUUUAAUCACUGGCAGGAAAAUGAUGUAAUUACUUACUGUAAUUAUUGGCAAUUUCCUGCUUAGUGGCCUCUUUAUUGUUACAGUAAAGCCAUAAAAGCUUAUCUUUUAAGUCACAGACAUGCAGGGUUGCUGGAAUAAGCUGAGGCCAUUGUGAAAUAAAGGA